CGCUCCUCCUCAGCUCAACACACACAUCCAUUGUACACAAACGGGCAGGCGGCUCACGCAUACACACGCACUCACACACAUGCAGACACACACACACACACACAUAGAGACGUACACACGCACAGCAUCGAUCGUGGCUCCUUUAAGAAAGCCUAAGCCAGAAUUAUCACCCCACCUCCUCUUGAUCUCUAGACGCUUUUGCAUAAGAAAAUCAAGCCGGGAGCCGAGAGUGAUCAAAGAAAACGAGAGGAGAGCUGCUUCAUUUUUUAACUGUGAUUGUGACCAUUAACAUUUAGGUGGUGCCGAUCCCGUGGAGACGCGCGUCGGACCAUCAUUCAUCCGGUACUUUUGACAAGCCCUCGCGUUUUGACUGACAGGCGGAGUGGCAAAAAGCCAUGAGAGUCGCCAGUUCUGUUUGAGGGGCUAUUUUAUUUUCACCCUGGUUUUGGGAAAGGAGUCUGGCGCCGCUGCCCCGAGGAUAGCCGAGGACCUAUUCGCCGCGCCUGGGCUAAACUUGCGCAGAAAGCGGGGGCUGGCUUCAUCGUUCCGUGGAAAAAAAAGGCAUACGGGAUUUUGGCUGAAACAUCUUCCCAUUUAUUUGGAUUUUGUUUCUUCAUUUCGUCUCCACCCUGGCCUCAGAGGGGAUUUAUCUAAACUGAAAGGACGACCAGGGAGUGAGGAGGGUUAUGGCGCAACGGUACGAAGACUUGCCCCACUACGCGAUGGACGGGGUGGGCAUCCCGACCACCAUGUACGGAGACCCGCACGGCGCCCGGUCCAUGCAGGCGGUGCACCUCAACCACGGGCCCCAGCUGCACUCUCACCAGUACCCGCACACCGCCCACACCAACACCAUGCCUCCCAGUAUGGGCUCCUCCGUUAACGACGCUCUCAAGAGAGAUAAAGACGCUAUAUACGGGCACCCCCUGUUCCCCUUGCUUGCACUGAUUUUUGAGAAAUGUGAAUUAGCGACUUGCACCCCCAGAGAGCCCGGGGUGGCGGGAGGAGACGUCUGUUCAUCGGAAUCUUUCAAUGAAGACAUAGCAGUGUUUGCAAAACAGAUUCGGGCAGAAAAGCCUUUAUUUUCAUCGAAUCCAGAAUUGGAUAAUCUGAUGAUUCAAGCCAUUCAAGUUUUACGAUUUCAUCUUCUGGAGCUGGAGAAGGUACACGAGCUGUGUGAUAAUUUCUGUCACCGGUACAUCAGCUGCUUGAAAGGCAAGAUGCCCAUCGACUUGGUCAUAGACGACAGAGAGGGCGGGUCCAAAUCAGACAGCGAGGAAAUCACAAGAUCAUCGGUGGCCCUUGAUCAGACGUCCUGGAACAGAGAUCAUGACGACACGGCGUCCACACGCUCUGGAGGAACACCGGGACCGUCCAGCGGCGGUCACACAUCACACAGCGGCGACAACAGCAGCGAACAGGGUGAUGGCCUGGACAACAGUGUGGCUUCACCGAGCACAGGGGAUGACGAUGACCCGGAUAAAGAGAAGAAACGCAACAAGAAGAGAGGGAUCUUCCCUAAGGUGGCCACCAACAUCAUGAGAGCAUGGCUCUUCCAGCACCUAACACAUCCCUACCCGUCAGAAGAACAGAAGAAACAGCUGGCGCAAGACACAGGCCUCACCAUCCUACAAGUGAACAACUGGUUCAUUAACGCGAGGAGGAGAAUAGUCCAGCCCAUGAUUGACCAGUCAAACCGUGCAGUAAGUCAAGGAGCUCCCUACAAUCCAGAUGGCCAGCCGAUGGGGGGCUUCGUCAUGGACGGCCAGCAGCACAUGGGAAUCAGACCACCUGGACCAAUGGGUGGAAUGGGCAUGAACAUGGGCAUGGAAGGUCAGUGGCACUACAUGUAGCCCCGCCCCAGUCCGGCCAAUCGCAACACAAAGGGGGAUAACUGCAGGGCAAACCGGGGGAUCACCAGUCUCACAGAGGCCUACAGAGCAUGGGAACAGGACUCCCUGACUCCCUGACGACAACAACCAACGGCGACCCCUCUGUCAACCUCCAAGACCCAACAUCAUUUUAUUCGGCUUAUAUCUGCAACAUGGGAACCUUCCAUGACUGCCUACAAUCCUUGUCUAUGUAUCCAGUGAUGGUGACGCACAGAAGAUCAAACCUCACCUCACCCAGAUGUGACCCCCCUGUCCCGACAGAAUCCUGCUUCUUCUCUGGUGGGCACUAGACUUUGCCCCCCCCCCCCUUGCUGCCCACUAGUUUCACAUGGAUUCCUCCAUUGAAAGUGAUUGCGAUUGCGAGAACAGAUGACACACGAGAGACACACUGGGUCCUCCGCCUGUACCUUCGGCAAAUGUGGCACUUGGUGAUAUUUUCUAGACUCUUUGGCAAACACAAGAGACUUCCUGCGAAGAGCACUCCACUCUUUGGGACGAUGGAAUUGGACCAAGGAGAAGCCAAUGUCUGUAUCUGACAGGACACUAACAAAGCAAAAAGAGGUGCCCUUUAAAAAAAUAUAGUGGAUUGAAACAUGGAAAGAGGGAAAGCAAGAGAAAAGAAAUUAAAAGUAUAACUAUAUCAAACCCUAGUUUGGGAAGCGAGUGGAGAAAGAAAAUAUACUGUAUACUGUUGUAAAAUUACGCUGGACUCUCACAAGAACUGGGAAUUUAAGUAUUGUAAAUGCUAUUGUAUUGUUCUGCAUAUUAUGUUGUUUCUAAUAGAUUUUUUAAAAAAAGGAUGUGAACUUUUUUCUGUUUUUUUUUUUUUCUGGUUUCUUUCCACACUAUGUGUGUGUUGUCUCUCCAUCGAAUUUGACCUCCUGCCCCUCCCGCCAUUAAAUCACAAUGCAUUUUUAAAAGAAAAAAAAAGUGAAUAAACAGACAAUUCGAUCAGUCUGUCAUUUCUCGCAAGCCUUUAUUUGGAUGGUAAGAGAGAGUGUGAUGGCGAUUCAGAUGUCCUGUUUUUUUUUCCUUUAAUUUUUUUUAUACAUACAUUACACAGCCCAUCUACAUACAUGCAGGGUGCAGCUAAGUGUAUUACUGUUGCUGUGUCUUCACCUUCUAACUCUAAUUUUGGUGAUUUUUUAAAUAUUUUCAUAUCAGUUGAUUAUAUGUUCCUCUGCUGGUGCAAAGAUUUUAUUGGUAUAGAAAAUUCUCUGACUAUUUGGGGUCUUUAAACUCUUAUAACUCAGUGGAUUAACUCCAGACACAAUGACAUAAAGCUAAAUACAGUUUUCGAGAAGCUAACAUUUUGGAUGUAGAAGGUUUUUAAUCCAAUUGCCACUGUCCAAUUCAUCAUUUGAUCUAUUUUGUACUCUGUUCAAAUGAGGACAGACACAUAAUGUAGGUGUCAACAUGGCUAACAUCAGGACAGGCUAACAAACAUGAUACUGAGCUUCAGUCAAUGCUCGCAAACAAUCUAAAAAAGAUCACUGUGGAUGGGAAACUACAAGUGUGUGUCCCACAAACAUGUUGUUUCCUGUUUUUCUCUGUGUCUAUGAUUGAGGGCCUCUGAAAGUCUAUUCUAGUGUCCUAUUGAUGUGUUUUAUGUCACAAGGCCAAGCACUCGCUUAGCCAAUGGAUUCUCUUCCCCUCAGUGUUUGAUGCGGCCUGAUAACAGGGAGAGGCAGAAGCUAUGGGAAAACACCAUUUAUACCACAGUCCAUCUUGAUUUAACCAGAUGAUGUAAUGCUGAUCAACAGACAGGGGAGAAUGUAAAAGUCACAAUGUGUGUGUGUGAGUUUCUGUGUGUGUGGCAGUAUGUAUGUGAAGGGGGUACAUGUGUGUGUGCGUGUGCAUACAUCCUUGUGUGGGUUAUCAAUGCAUCCAUUAUCCAUUGCUUCAAACAUGUAUAACGCACAUCUUUAAGGUUCCUUUGAAGACAAGUCAUGUUUCUUAUGCUUUUACUUUGAAGGGUAUAUAUGUGCAUCUGUGUUGUAAAUAAAUACUUUUUGUUC
Molecule: messenger RNA, 3910 nt
Organism: Seriola dumerili (greater amberjack)
Lineage: Eukaryota; Metazoa; Chordata; Actinopteri; Carangiformes; Carangidae
Gene: meis1
Product: Meis homeobox 1
Exons: 13
Coding region: 687-1853 (388 amino acids)
Biological process (GO): positive regulation of transcription by RNA polymerase II; animal organ morphogenesis; brain development
Molecular function (GO): DNA-binding transcription activator activity, RNA polymerase II-specific; RNA polymerase II cis-regulatory region sequence-specific DNA binding
Source: RefSeq, a predicted model, not a curated record